Cryptococcus deneoformans JEC21 is the source of this 3266-nucleotide messenger RNA. RefSeq lists its product as hypothetical. The record is from RefSeq and is a predicted model, not a curated record. Lineage: Eukaryota; Fungi; Basidiomycota; Tremellomycetes; Tremellales; Cryptococcaceae. The coding region runs from base 155 to 3085 and encodes 976 amino acids. The transcript has 3 exons.
AUUUAUUCCUCUUCCUCAGCUUUGAACUCCUACAGAUAUUCAGCUUGAGACGCUGGAGCACAGCAGAUUAGGCCGAACAGGAAGUGCUUACAUCGUUGGACAAUCAAGUCACGAUAGGAUAAUAACCUCGUCACCAGGCCAUCACAAUUGCAAGAUGACUCCUCCAUCCCACUGGCAGACUAUAUCUCCACAAACACGCCCUUUGACUCUCACCGUUCUUGACCUCACGCCGUUAGCUCUUACAGUCUCCCUCUCGCUUACUCCCUCCGCCUCAAUCUCAUUGCAUCAUUCACAUCCUUCACAAUCCCAUCAUGCUCAUGGCACCCACGGCCACCCACAUACACCUGUAUCACAUGGUCAUAUUGCCCAAGUCCCGAAUCAGAAGAACCGAAAACGUCACCGCAAACGGGGCCACCCGAAUCAAAUAUUUGCAACAUCCACUCACGGAGAACCGAGCGAAGAUGACGAGCACGAGCAAGAAGAAUCCGACUCGAAUUCACAUCAGGAUAGCGCUGUAAGCUUCAAAGACCUGUUGCGGCAUGGCGUCCUGGUAUAUGUCAAUGGGCAGCAAUCAAACAACCUAUUCGCGAAUGUGAUGGAUGAUGAGGACGAGGAGACAGAGUGGGAGGACGAGACAGAGGCAUCGCCACAUGGGGAGGAGAUGGAAGAGAGUAUGGAACAGGGAAUCACACGUCGACGACCGCGAAAGGCCCGUUUUGGGGCAUCUGCUGCUGAAGCUGCGGGAAAGGCGACGGGAAAGAAAAAGGACGAGAAGCCGCAUUCAAAAGGGGAUAAAGAUAGGGCCGUGCUUGUAAUCUAUGGGUUGAUGCCUGCUCAAGAGUAUGAAAUUGAGCUGAGAGUUGUUGGUAUGGGAGGUCAAGAAACUGAGGCGUUGGCCUCUACAAGCGUAUUAAUCCCCGCUCCACCUACAGCCACCGUUUGCCCUCGCUCUAGAGCGAAUUCUCUUCGUUCGCGUUCUUGCCCCCGGUCCCGAUCCAACUCCCUCACCGCCCCUCAAGCUCCUGAAGCCGCACCAGACGCGCCUCCAUCCCCUACCCACGCCGAGGCAAUCGUUCCUACUCCCAUUUUGAAUGCUGUCGAUACACAAGCUGCUCAGCUGCGUCACUUGAUCGCUACUGCCCAUACCGAAAAAGAACUUCUUCAAACCCAGAUCAAAGAAGCUCGGCGUACUGCGCAAAGGGGGGAAGCAGCGUUGAAGGCUGAGAUUGAGACUGUGAAAAAGGGGAUUGAAAAGGCUGGUGGCAUGGAUUUGAGAGCAAAGCAAAAGGCGUUGGCGUUGCAAGAGCAAGUGAAGCAAGGAUGGGCAGGUGCUGAAGCAGCAGAAAAGGAAAUGAAGGCGGUUGAGCAGGGGCUCGCUGAUCUGGAGAAACGAUUGGAGCAAGUGAAAGAGGAAGUGGAAGAGGUCAAGAAAGAGUUUAAAGAGGUCAAGGAGGAAGAAGAAAAGGCCAAGGAGAGUGACAAAAAAACUAGAAGUGACGAAGAUAAAAAAUUAGCCGAGAUGAUCUCCAAGAUCGAAAAGCUUAAGACCAAAAAGGCCAAGAAAGAGGCAGAGGGGGCAGAGCUCGAGAGGCGAUUGGAAGAGUUGGAAAAGGAGAUGGAAGAGGCACAGAAGAGGAAUGAAGAGGAAAAAGCAAACCGGAGCCGGACAAUGUCAUAUUAUGCCGCUGGGUACGGCCAGCAAUACCACGAUCCUCACGAUCCUACCCCAUUCGGUCCCGUCGGUGCACCACCACCCCCGGUCACAGGUUCAAGCACAUCUCAAAACAACAGCCGUACACUUACCACUCACCCCUCAUUGACCAAUCUCUCGGGGCCGUAUGCCGCUGGACCCGCUUACCGUCCCAAAGGAGCACCGGGGUACACACCUCGCUUCCCAUCAGGUGGUGCUCGUCCCAGCCCGACUCUUCCUUCUCCUACCCAGACAACGGGCUUCUAUCCAUCUGCUCCUCACCCAGUCCCUCCUGUUAACGCUUCUCCAGGGUUUAGACCUCCGAAAGUCGCACCUGCUCUGGGGACAAGCACAACGAGGCCAGGUGUGAACGCUGCUGCUUUACCGUUCCACCCGCCAAACUACAACCCUCAACCUGGAUGGACUGCAUCAUCUAAUAAUAACCCUCCUGCUGCGAAUCCAACCCCUCCCGGAGCCCAUAAUACACCGCCAGCAGAGCACACGACCGCACUCAUGCCUCCAUCCCUUCAGCACCGUAUUUACCUUCCCAACCCUCGGGCUCGUCCGUUCCAAGCACCUUCUGCAACUUCUUCUCCCGCGCCAAUCCCACCUACAAUUGCACCAUCUAGUGCUCCGUCUACGAACCCAUCCAACCCAGCAGUAGCAACAGCCGUCGCCGCCACAUCUUCUUCACCAUCCAGCUCCAGUCCUAGUUCGCCGGCUUUCCCGCCCCUUCCCCCUUCAUCCUCCGCAUCAGCCAACAAAUCCACAUCCGCCUCUGUUUCUCAACAAGGAUCUAGUUUGGCAAGUAUUGUAACUCGCGCCGUGCUCGCGCCUACUUCGGCUUUAGCACAAAAAUCUUCGCCAACCGGAGGAAUCGGCCUUGGUUCUGGCGUUAGUGCGGGGCCAAUCGAUGUGGUGGGACGUACUGCGAGUCCGUCAGGGUCGGUAACAGGAGCAGGAGGGAUACCAGGGCGGAGAACUUCUACGCCACCUAUAGCGCACGGUCAUGGGAUGGGCGCUCAUCCAGGAUAUGAUGGUCGCCCAGGAGCAGGAGCAGGGUCAGGGCCAGGGAUAGGUGGGUUAAUGAAACGCGGAAGCUAUACUGGUGAUUUUCCGCCUUUAUCGCCUACCUGGUCUGGGCCGGGACCUAUCGGCGGUAACGGGGCUCCUGGUACUGCAACCGGUCUGAACGAUGGGGUCGAUAGAGGCCACGGGAUGCAGAGUUCGGGAUCGGGGACGGUAACACCAGGAUUGACGAUGAGGGAGGGUAUGCCCCCUCGUCUUGGUGGAAAUGUUAGGAGUGGGAAUGAGAAGAGCGGGAGUGGGAAUGGAGCGUGGGGGAGGGAAGGGAUUGUGACGGAUGCCAUUUUGAAGAAACGAGAUGAACAAUAAUCAAAAGUCUCUGAAUAGGAAGAAGCCAAGUUGACGGAGGAUGGAAGAGCGAGAAGGUUGAGGCGCGAAGGAGACGGGGUGGAGAAGGGACGAAGGAAGUCUUUUUGUACGCAUUAAGUACCAUUUUGGCAACACAAAAUUAGCAUUUCGUUAUAUCACUGUAUGCAUUGGUUCUAUCUUU